UAUUAUAAAUAUAUAUCGUUUGAUAAUUUUCUUGCCGUCUACCAACCGGAACGGAAGAUAAAAACAUCCGGUGAUAGAUAAUGUUGAUUUUUCAUAACUACGUCAUACCUAUAAAAUAUUGCGAGUUUCUGCUGCAACCACAGUCAAGGGAAGUCUAGUGAGCUAGUUGCAAGCGAGUUGUAUUCGAGUAUCAGACAAGUCAGAUCAAAGUAUUCAGAAAAAAUCAAAAUGAUGAUAAAAUUUGUUUUAUUAUUACUUCUUGGCCACUGUUUGGCUAACGCAUCAAAGGACGAAUUAAUACAAACUAUAUCGGUAUCUAACCAAUAUAAGGAAAAAUAUGAUAUGAAAAUACCGUUUUACGAACAAAUUCCGUGUGAAACUACGGAUACUUUAAGAUUAGAAGGAAUGGUUAUCAGAAGUAUUACUGAUGAUUUGAUACAAAGUGAUACUAUUCGUCACAUCUCCUUCAGAAACAAUUCUUUAAGAAAUAUUCCGAUGAAAGUUUUAAAUCGCGUACAACAUUUAACCUGCUUGGAUUUGUCCAUAAAUAAUAUUAAUCUUCACAAUAACAACUUUAUCCAACAUCAUACUCUUCGAGUACUCGACUUAAGUUAUCAAAAGCCGGAGUUCACGGACUGGUCGAAAUCGGAGGUCGAAGAUUUGAAGCAAAACAAAAAACCUACGGGAUUAGUGAACUUUAUUACAACUAAUAUAUAUUUACCAAAUUUAGAACAUCUUCUUUUAAAUGGUAAUUAUAUAUGGGCGCUUUCCGAUACGUUUAAUGCAUCAUUUCCGAAAUUAUCGCAUUUAUAUUUAAACAAUAUUAACGCUAAGGAAAUAAAUUUAGAACUUUUUAAUAUAAUUCCCAAAACUUUACGGGUCCUUUAUUUAGAAAAUAAUUAUUUAUCUAAUUUUUCGUUACAAAAUAUGGCAGAAAUUAAGGAAUUACAUCUUAAUGGAAACCCUUUAAAGAAUAUCGAAAUCAUUUCGAACUAUUUGCAAAUUUUAUUAUUAUCCGAUGGGGCGGCAAAAGGAAAUAUUAAUUUACGUACACCUAAUUUAGAAUAUUUAGACUUAUCUAAUAAUGACUUUUAUGUUGACUAUAAUAUGCGAUAUGAUAAUCUUAAGUUUUUGAAAACGCUUUUACUCGAUUAUAAUAAAUUUUCACGUUUUCCACCAUUUGCAUAUACAUCGCUUAUUAAAUUAUCAUUAAGUUAUAAUAUGAUAACAUACAUUAUUCCAAAAUAUUUCGAACAUUUGACAUUUUUGGAAAAAUUAUCAUUAAAAGGAAAUUAUAUAAAACAUGUAGAAACAGAUUCCUUUAUGGGUUUGAAUCGUUUAGAAUAUUUAGAUUUAUCAGAGAAUCAAAUAAAACAAUUGCCUUAUGAUUGGACAUCGAAAUUAACAAAUCUACGAUUUCUGAAUGUUAGUUUUAAUCACUUUGAAAAAAUUUCAGACUUAUCCAUUAGUUCAUUUAGUUCAAUAUCGCAUGUGUUUGUAAAAAAUAAUAAGUUUACGGAAAUUACAGUAAGAGAAUUAAACACUCUGCCCACUUCAAUUACUGUAUAUUUAAAUUAAGAGAAAGAGGGAAAAAGAGAAAUUGAUUAAAUUUCAAAAUUAAUGGCCAUAUAGUUCGUUUUUAAUGAUAUACAAGUUUUA
This is a messenger RNA of Harpegnathos saltator (Jerdon's jumping ant), 1659 nucleotides long. Its product is annotated as leucine-rich repeat-containing protein 15-like. The coding region runs from base 229 to 1578 and encodes 449 amino acids. Lineage: Eukaryota; Metazoa; Arthropoda; Insecta; Hymenoptera; Formicidae. The transcript is spliced from 2 exons. Gene Ontology annotation, molecular function: protein binding. The record is from RefSeq and is a predicted model, not a curated record.